GGCGGCGUCUUGAAAGGUCGGGGGUGCGGGUGACCGUUGGGGCUCGCGCGCCUUGCCGUUUGCCGCCUUUUCCUCCUGCCUCGAAGGCGAUCGAUCGAUCGAUCGAUCGAUCGAUCAACCCUUCCCGGAAGUAGCCCCGGAUGGCUCCUCGGCCGCAGGCUCAUUAUGCUUUGUUGGCUGCCAAUAAUUCCCCCUCAACCUAAAGAACAUCAGCACUGAGGACAAGUAGCUGUACAGCAUUCUAAUAAACCAUUGGCAAAUUAUCCAUUAGAUUGCAUUAUGGACAACACAAAGGAGAAGAAUGGCAGUGACAGCGAUGUGCUUUUCCUUAGAAUGGGUCUCAAUGACAACAAAGCAGGAAUGGAAGGUUUAGAUAAAGAGAAAAUUAACAAAAUUAUACUGGAAGCCUCCAAGGGAUCUAGGUUUUAUGAAAAUGAGCUCAAAAGAGAAAAGCAAGUCAAUCAACGAAUUGAAAAUAUGAUGCAACAAAAAGAUCAGAUUUCCAGCCAGCAAUUGAAGAAAGCACAAUUACAGGUGGAUAAACUUGCAAUGGAUUUGGACCAAAGCCGGGAUCUUCGCUGUACUAUAGUUCACAUUGACAUGGAUGCUUUCUAUGCAGCUGUAGAAAUGAGAGAUAAUCCAGAAUUAAGGGAUAAACCUAUCGCAGUGGGAUCAAUGAGUAUGCUGAGCACAUCAAAUUAUCAUGCAAGGAGGUUUGGAGUUCGUGCCGCCAUGCCUGGGUUUAUUGCCAAGAGACUGUGCCCACAUCUCACAAUAGUACCAACAAAUUUUGAUAAAUAUCGAGAAGUGAGCAAAGAGGUUAGGGAAAUACUCACUGAAUAUGAUCCUAAUUUUAUGGCCAUGAGCCUUGAUGAAGCCUACUUGAAUAUAACAAAGCACUUAGAAGAAAGACAAAACUGGCCUGAAGACAAAAGGAGAUAUUUCUUCAAAGCAGGAAACACUGCAGAAAAUGAUAAAUCAGAAGGGGCAGGAUCCAGGCAACCAGAGUUGUGUGAAGAUGAACUGUCCUUCUCUCCAGUACUUUUUGAAGAUAGCCCUCCUCUGUUACAGCAGCAGGGGCAACCCACUAUUCAUUUCCAAGAAGUAGGGGAAGAACAGGAGUCUCCUCAAGUGGCCCAAAAUUCAAUUAUCUUUGGAACAUCAGCCGAAGACGUCGUGAGGGAAAUUCGUUUCAGGAUUGAACAAAAGACAACUCUGACAGCUAGUGCAGGGAUUGCCCCAAAUAUGAUGCUAGCAAAAGUGUGCAGUGAUAAAAACAAACCAAAUGGGCAGUACAGAAUUCUCCCUACCAGACAGGCUGUUAUGGACUUCAUCAAGGAUUUGCCCAUAAGAAAGGUGUCCGGAAUAGGAAAAGUUACCGAGAAAAUGCUAAAGGCUCUUGGAAUUACCACCUGUACUGAUCUUUACCAGCAGAGGGCAUUGCUCUCUCUCCUGUUCUCUGAAUCAUCUUGGCAUAAUUUCCUUCACAUUUCCCUAGGUCUGGGUUCAACACAUUUGGAAAAAGAUGGAGAAAGGAAAAGUAUGAGCAUUGAAAGGACAUUCAGUGAGAUAAGUAAAGCAGAAGAACAGUAUAGCUUGUGCCAAGAACUUUGCAACGAUCUUGCUCAGGACCUACAGAAAGAAUUGCUUAAGGGCAAAACAGUCACUCUUAAACUAAAGAAUGUGAAUUUUGAAGUAAGAACUCGAGCAUCUACUGUUUCAUCUGGAGUUUCUACUGGAGAAGAAAUCUAUGCUAUGGCUAAGGAAUUGUUAAGGACAGAAAUUGAGGCUGAUUUUCCUCAUCCUUUGAGAUUAAGACUUAUGGGUGUUCGAAUCUCAGGCUUUCUCCUUGAAGACAAGAGGCACCAGCAAAGGAGCAUCAUUAGUUUCUUGCAAUCCGAGAGCCAUGUUCCAACUAUCACUGAGGUUGCUGUAGAGAAAACUGACCAGGAAGGGCCAAAGCCUCAGGAAAUGGCACCUAAGGAGAGUUUUUUCAAUAAAAAACGAGCGGAACGGAAACAGCACUUCCAAGAGCUCUUGAAAUAUGAGACUGAACCUCAACAAGAUUUACAAACUCUGCAGACAACUGUCAUUUCUAAGAGAGGGACAAAUGAAAUUCCCAAUUCUGAAAAUUCAGGGGAAUAUCAAAUGUUUACCUGUCCCAUUUGUCUUAAAGUGCAAGGAAGCACCUGUCUGGAAACCUUUAACAGACAUAUUGAUGGAUGUCUCAGUAGAACAUUGAUGGAUAGUGAUUCAGACAUUCCCCAGGAGCUCAUGAAUUCUGCCCCUCCAGAAAUAAGGAAAACUGAAAACAUGGAUGACAAUCUUUCACCCUGUGAAGAGGUAGAUUUUGAAAUCCUGGAGAAGAUGACAAAAGGCCAGUUAGCAGAAGCCACUUCUAGAGCACAUGUAGAAAUGCAUUCCAGAUGGAAACAUGUAGAAUCUUUUAGCAAAGAAGCAGGUGACCAACAUGGCAUGGAGGAAAGUGCAGUUACACAUAGUAACUCUUCAAAUAGCAAAAGCUGUCAUCCAGACUCUCCCCCAAUCACAUCUCUGUCUCUAGGUAGGCAAGAAACCCUGCAGCCUUAUUUACCUAGUAUGAUCAAAGACAAGAAUCUGGUUUGCCCUGUUUGUAACAUGGAACAAAAGACUUCUGACCUCUCACUGUUCAACAGACAUGUGGAUGUUUGCUUGAAUAAAAGCCUUAUCCAAGAAAUGAGGAAGUACAAAGUUAGUCCUGAUAAGAAUAGUAAUCCAGGAAGUUCCAAAACUGCAGGAAACUUGGGCCAAACCCAGAAAGUGAAUGCCACCACAAGAACAAAAAGGUACAGGCCAGGAGUGUUGACACAGCAUUCGUCAUCCAAGAAAACCAAACCAAACAAUUCCAAAUACACCAUUGAUUCAUUUUUUAAAUAAGCAUUUAGUGAUCUGUACUAGAGGAGUUAAUUCUGUAAUUUUAUAAUCAGAAUCCUAAAAUUGCAGGUUUAUUCACUAUUAAAUAAGCAUUUAGUGUUUUGAACUAGAGGUGUUAAUUUCUUAAUUUCACAAUCAGAGUCCUAAAAUUGCAGGUUUAUUCACUGAAAUAGAAGGAAUCUUUGGGUCCUUUGUAAAACGUUCUGAGAAAAAUAUUAUUUUAUUAUUAAGGAAAGAUAAUUUAAUAAUUAAGCAUAUUGUAAUUUUAAGGAAAUCACAUAUUAUUUGUGCUUAUGAAGUAAACUAAAUUAUGCAUAUUAAAUAUUACUUAUUUCAGGCACAGAUACCUAAUUUUAAUGGUUUUAGGCUAGUUGGCUUUAUGGUAAGGGAACUAUAACUUUUAGAAAAACUGUUACCAGAAUGCAUUCCUCAAGCACUUACUUCACUUUAAAAAUAUUUAAGUCUGUGAUAGGGAAGCUGUUUCUUGAAGUAGCUAUACACCUCUCAAAGACAAACUCCCUGUGGAAAGAGAAUGUCUGUCGGCCAGAAUCCAGUUCACACCUUUGUGUCUCUGAGGUACUAUGAUUACAGAAAGAGCUAUGGGAAUUUAUGUUUUGUUUUAUACAUCAUGUAUAUGUUGAAGGAGGAAAUGUGCAAUUGUCAAGAUAUUCAUUACAAUUUUAAAGUUAUGUUUUUUAGAAAGCCAACUUGCCAUUUUAUUUUUAUCAUAUCUUUCUGUGUUAAUUUAUAUUUCUGAAAUAAGAUGAAGGCUUAAUAAUGAACACAUAUAUUUAAUCUCCAAGAAUUUUUGAACAACAAUAUGCGGGUGCCUCCAUUUUCAGGAGAAUAAAAUAGUAUAUUGGAAAACAA
Molecule: messenger RNA, 3783 nt
Organism: Ornithorhynchus anatinus (platypus)
Lineage: Eukaryota; Metazoa; Chordata; Mammalia; Monotremata; Ornithorhynchidae
Gene: POLK
Product: DNA polymerase kappa
Exons: 16
Coding region: 280-2916 (878 amino acids)
Biological process (GO): error-prone translesion synthesis
Cellular component (GO): nucleus
Molecular function (GO): damaged DNA binding; DNA-directed DNA polymerase activity
Source: RefSeq, a predicted model, not a curated record